Molecule: messenger RNA, 2124 nt
Organism: Eubalaena glacialis (North Atlantic right whale)
Lineage: Eukaryota; Metazoa; Chordata; Mammalia; Artiodactyla; Balaenidae
Gene: ADGRG3
Product: adhesion G protein-coupled receptor G3
Exons: 12
Coding region: 1-1701 (566 amino acids)
Biological process (GO): cell surface receptor signaling pathway; adenylate cyclase-activating G protein-coupled receptor signaling pathway
Cellular component (GO): membrane
Molecular function (GO): G protein-coupled receptor activity
Source: RefSeq, a predicted model, not a curated record
AUGGUCUGCAAGAAUGAAACGACUGGACUCUUCUGCCAUCACUGCCUUCAAACUUGUCCCGUCAAAUUUCCCCCUCCAUCCUGUGACACAGAUCAGAAGAAUUCCGCAACCAUACAUGAGGAGUCAAGACAACCCUGCAAAGGACUCAUCAAUGCAAACCGAUUUGACGACUUCGGCCUUAGGGACACUGCUAAGUGCUUCUCAGAGUGUGCACAGUCAGGGAAUGAAUCCUGCAAUCUGGGAAACUUGCAGAGAUACUGGCUGAACUAUGAGAUCCACCUGGCAGAGAAGAGUCUGACAGAGACAGUGAAUAUGGGUUUUUUGACGGCUCUUGUCAAGAACAUCAGCACCAGCAUCUCAGAAGACCUGCACUUCUCUCUGACCCCCUCUCAGGUUCCGAAGCAGGUGACAGAGGACGAGCACCGGCACCCUGACAGAGUCCGGCUGCCCAGGAGCCUUUUUGAAUCCUUGCAGGGCAGCAGGCCAAUGGUUCGGUUGGCCAUAACCAUCCUGGACGUUGGUUCAGGGAAUGUCUUCAAGGGCCCCCGGCUCAGCCUAGAGGAUGGCAGCGGCGUGUUGAACAAUCACGUGGUGGGCUUGAGUUUGGGUCAUAUAAAUGUCACCGGCCUGGCUGAGCCUUUGGAGAUCACCUUCUCCCACCAGCACCAGCCUCCUAACGUGACCCUCAGCUGUGUAUUCUGGGACGUGACCAAAGGCUCAUCAGGAGACUGGUCUUCCAAGGGCUGCUCCACGGAGUUCGGAGUCAAUAGGACUAUCUGCCGCUGUGACCACCUGACCUUCUUCGCCCUGCUGCUGAGGCCGAUCUUGGACCAAGUCACCGUAAAGGCCCUCACACGCAUUUCCCAGGCUGGCUGCGGAACCUCCAUGAUCUUCCUGGCCUUCACCAUUGUCCUCUACACUGUCCUGAGGUUUUCCCGGCAGAGGUUCAAGUUUGAAGACGCCCCCAAGAUCCACGUGGCCUUGAGCGUCAGCUUAUUUCUCCUGAAUCUGGCCUUCUUCAUCAAUGUGGGGCAUGGCCUGAAGGGGUCCGAUGCUGCCUGUUGGGCCCGGGGCGCCGUCUUCCACUACUUCCUGCUCUGUGCCUUCACCUGGAUGGGCCUGGAAGCCUUCCACCUCUACCUGCUCGUCAUCAAGGUCUUUAACACCUACUUCGGGCACUACUUCCUGAAGCUGAGCCUCGUGGGCUGGGGCCUGCCUGCCCUGAUAGUCAUCGGCACAGGGAGCGCCAACAGCUAUGGCCCCUAUGCCAUCCGUGACAAGAAGAACGCCACCACGCUGGGGCUGUGCUGGUUCUGUGAGAAAACUGCCACCUCUGCCCUCUACGUCACUGUCCACGGCUAUUUCCUCAUCACCUUCCUCUUCAGCGCCGUGGUCCUGGGCCUGGUGGCCUUGAAGAUCUUCACUCUGUCGAGUGCCACAGCGGGCAAGGAGAAGGGGCAGCACUGGAAGGGGGUCCUCACCCUGCUGGGCCUCUCGAGCCUGGUGGGCGUGACCUGGGGGCUGGCCAUCCUCACACCCCUAGGCCUGUCCACCACCUAUGUCUUUGCACUGUUCACCUCUCUGCAAGGUGUCUUCAUCUUCUGCUGGUUUGUUGUUCUCUACCUCCCAAGCCAGAGCACCAUGACCUCGUCUUCCGGCACUGCCCGGGCUGACCAGGCCCUCACCGUGUCUCAUGAAUAGCGGGCUGCCGUGUGGCCAGGCCGGGGCUGGCCUGCACUCUGGACUCAGCUCUGAUUUGCUGUGUGACCUUGGUGGGAGGGAAGAGGUGCUCCCUGCUUCCUUCUGGGCCUCAGCGCCCUUCUCUGUACAAUGGGACUGGGGAGCAAGGGGAUGGGAACCAGGUUGGACCAUGUGGCCUCAAAGGUCUUAUCCAGAUACACCUAUGGGUCUGAGAGUUCACAGAUCCAGGAUGGCAGGAGUCUCAAGUCCCUGUAAUCCUGAGACCCCUGCCGGCACGCCCACCGCCUGCCUUCAGAGCAAAGCGGCCUUCUCGUCUCAGGAAGGGCCUGAGCCCAAAUAAGGAAGUCUGUCGUUGGCCGGCCUCUUGAAGGAGCCCCCAGCUGCUCCCCUCCCUUCCUUCCCCUUGUCACCGCCCUCCCACAA